GUUUCUUUCAUACUGGUUUAUUGGAGAAUUAUAUAACAUGCUAUGAAAUUAAUAACUCUCAUAAAAUCAUGAUGAUGAACCUGCAUCAAGGAACCAAAACAUAGAGGAAUUUAUACGUACACCUUAAAGUGAUGUAGCCACAAGUUCCAUAGGAAUGGGAACCAAGGGUGGCAUAUCUUUGGUCAACUUUUGUGUCUUCAACCCCACUUAUGGACCCAGGGAAGGAGAGGAGCACAAGAAGAUAGUGUUCUUUCAUCCAAAAGACACAGAUAUAGACAGUCAGAUAAAACACAUAGGUCUAUGUGAGGCAAUAGUAAGAUUUGCAGAAACAUUUUCUGAUAAACCAUGUCAAAGUCUCCAUACAACCAAACGAAGGCAGCUUUUCCUAGAACCAGAAAAAGACUUCUGGAUGAUCAUGACUGUAAGUGUACCCUUCACUGAGAAAACAAAGGAUGGUCAGCCUGUGUAUGAGUAUCACGAGGAAGAUGUUCAGGACCCUGUUUAUGAAGCUAUCCUACAACAAGCCUAUAGAAUGUUCCAGCUAUUUAAUGGUACAUUUGCCUACAUAUUAGACAGAACAGGAAAUAAUGUCAAAGUUUUGCAGCAAAGACUGGAACAUUUCUAUGUUAGAUACUUGCAGACCCUGCGACUGCCACACAGUGACAUCCUUGACAUUUUUUCUGGGAUCCACUUUAUGCCACUGGACAAGAAUACUUAUCUUCAUGUUCAGUGUUUCAUCAACCUCUUAGAGGCUUCCUUUACCUGUAUUAAAUACACAGCAUUCCUGUAUAAUGACCAACUAGUAUGGAGUGGGUUAGAGCAGGAAGACAUGAGAAUUAUCUAUAAAUACCUGAUCAGUAGUCUUUUUCCGUCCUACCAAGACCAAGAACUCCAAUCAACAACUUCAGCUUCCCCCUCUAGGAACUCCUCAGCCAUGGGAGAUGUGCAUUAUGGGAAGUUUGUAACUGGACCACCUGAUAUACAGGAUGAGAAAAAUUUGGGUAAAAUUCCUAGAGUGUACAUCAACACAGAGUCUCCCAAUGAAGAAUGUUAUCUCCUGGUAUAUAGGGCUCAUAAUGCCAGUGUCUGUAUGUUCCUUCAGGGCUCCACUAAAGUCAGUUUUGAUCUUUGUCAUAAAUUGGACAGUUUCCUUGGUUCACGGCUGUCACAGCUGGCUUCAGACAUUGGGGAGCAGUUUUCUAAGAGAGCAAAUUCAGGGGCUGAUUCAGCGUAUCGAUUUAUCUACUUCAACCACAUGAACUUGGCUCAGAAGACUACGGUUCACGCAGACAUGAGGAAGACGGGCAGUGUCAGUAUUCCUCCAGAGACACUGAAACUACUGACAGAUAUCAGCUCCGACAUGUCCAGUAGCCCAGAGGACGGUGAGAUUAUAGUGAAGACUUCUACAGACAACUGGGUGGUGGGGAAGAAAUCCGACCAAAGGGAGUUCUUUGUGGUCAUUAAUCAGAAGAAUGCCAACCUCAUAGAAAUAAAUGAGGAAGUUAAAAGACUAUGUGCAUCAAAUUUUAACAGUAUAUUUUUCUUGGAUUGAUAGACUAUGUGUGGAUCUUAAAUGUUUUUAAUUCCUUGUGUGCAAUACAAACUCUAACAUUGUAUCAAUGUGAAUAGGAAGUCAAUGUAUUUAUUUUAAAAUUUUAUCAAUAAAAUGAUGUAAACUGGUAA
Saccostrea echinata is the source of this 1683-nucleotide messenger RNA. Its product is annotated as vacuolar fusion protein CCZ1 homolog. The transcript is spliced from 12 exons. Gene Ontology annotation, cellular component: intracellular membrane-bounded organelle; Mon1-Ccz1 complex. The record is from RefSeq and is a predicted model, not a curated record. Lineage: Eukaryota; Metazoa; Mollusca; Bivalvia; Ostreida; Ostreidae. The coding region runs from base 155 to 1552 and encodes 465 amino acids. Gene Ontology annotation, biological process: vesicle-mediated transport.